UGCCUCGGAGCCGCGAUGAGCGGAGGGGUCUACGGAGGAGAUGAGGUUGGGGCUCUGGUCUUCGACAUUGGCUCGUUCUCGGUCCGGGCUGGCUAUGCUGGAGAAGACUGCCCUAAGGCAGAUUUCCCCACCACUGUGGGGCUACUCUCUCAUGAUGAGUCUGCGAUGGAGCUGGAUGGGGACAAGGAGAAAAAAUCCGGGAAGGUCUAUUACAUCGACACCAACUCCUUGCAUGUCCCCCGGGAGAACACGGAGGUCAUCUCGCCCCUCAAGAACGGAAUGAUUGAAGACUGGGACUGCUUCCAAGCCAUUUUGGACCACACCUACAACAAGCAUAUCAAAUCGGAGCCGAACCUCCACCCCGUGCUCAUGUCCGAGGCCCCGUGGAACACAAGGGCGAAGCGCGAGAAGCUGACGGAGCUGAUGUUCGAGCAUUACAGCAUCCCGGCGUUCUUCCUCUGCAAGACGGCCGUCCUCACCGCUUUUGCAAACGGGCGGAGCACUGGACUCGUUCUGGACAGUGGAGCCACACACACCACCGCCAUCCCAGUACAUGACGGUUACAUCCUGCAACAAGGAAUCGUGAAAUCCCCUCUGGCCGGAGACUUCAUCUCCAUGCAGUGCCGGGAACUUUUCCAGGAGAUGAAUAUCGAGAUCAUCCCUCCCUACAUGAUCGCUGCCAAGGAGCCGGUCCGUGAAGGCGCACCCCCAAACUGGAAGAAGAAGGAGAAGUUGCCUCAAGUCAGCAAAUCGUGGCACAAUUACAUGUGCAAUGAGGUCAUUCAAGAUUUCCAGGCCUCUGUGCUGCAAGUUUCAGAUUCUCCUUACGACGAACAGGUUGCCGCGCAGAUGCCCACCGUCCACUACGAAAUGCCCAACGGCUACAACACAGACUACGGGGCAGAGAGGCUUCGUAUCCCCGAGGGGCUUUUCGACCCCUCCAACGUGAAGGGCCUGUCUGGGAACACAAUGUUGGGGGUUGGUCAUGUGGUCACAACCAGCAUCGGGAUGUGCGACAUCGAUAUCCGGCCGGGUCUCUACGGGAGCGUCAUUGUCACAGGGGGGAACACUUUGCUUCAAGGCUUCACGGACCGCCUCAACCGGGAGCUCUCUCAGAAAACGCCACCGAGCAUGCGCUUGAAGCUGAUUGCCAGCAACAGCACCAUGGAAAGGAGGUUCAGCCCUUGGAUUGGGGGCUCCAUCUUGGCCUCUCUCGGCACCUUCCAGCAGAUGUGGAUCUCCAAACAGGAAUACGAGGAAGGGGGCAAACAGUGCGUGGAGAGGAAAUGCCCCUGAAAGGGGCGGGCAGCCCACCUCCCCCUUUGCCCUCCCUCUCUCCCCCACCCCAUGAGACCCCCACUUCGUGGAUGCUGCAGCCCCUCCCAGCGACUCCCUCCCUUCGAAACGCACCCCGGAUCUGCCCCGCGGCAACCGAGGCUCUUCGCCCUCUCGGCACCUUC
Messenger RNA from Lacerta agilis (Sand lizard), 1460 nucleotides. RefSeq names its product actin like 6B (gene ACTL6B). The record is from RefSeq and is a predicted model, not a curated record. Gene Ontology annotation, cellular component: NuA4 histone acetyltransferase complex; SWI/SNF complex. The coding region runs from base 16 to 1296 and encodes 426 amino acids. The transcript is spliced from 14 exons. Gene Ontology annotation, molecular function: chromatin binding. Gene Ontology annotation, biological process: regulation of transcription by RNA polymerase II; nervous system development. Lineage: Eukaryota; Metazoa; Chordata; Lepidosauria; Squamata; Lacertidae.